AUGCCUCAAUUCAAGGAUGAGCAUAUUCUGCUCAUUGCGCCAGGCUCUCAAACUACCAUGGCGCAAUUGGGAUUGCCUGAAUCAUUUACCCCUGCUAGCCAUCGGUUCCCGACGCGCAUGUACCCCGCUGAAAAGAAAGGCGAGUUUGAACCAUUCAAGAUUCGCGAGCGAAAACGCGCGGCCCAGCAGCCCGCUCAAAGCAAUGGCCAGGGCAAGCCGGAUGUGGAGAUGACGGAGGCUCCAAAGGAAGAUGCAGGCAGCGCAGAAAAGACUGAAAAGCCAGAAUCAAAUGAGCAAGCUGCGCCCGCUGCUGCUGAUGCUGCUACGGCAGAGCAAGAGGCGGCAGAACCCAAGGAGGAAAUCCUGCUCGAUGAAGACAUCAUAUCUGAUGAAGGCGCUGUGUAUCCUAUCCAGAACGGCCAGGUUGUCGAUUGGCCAUGCUUUCUAGCCCUUCUUGAACACAUUUACAACACGCUCAGCCCACCUUUUCAUACGCCCAUCUUGAUUGUUUCUGAGCCCGCUUGGACGGCACGCGAUCGCGAGAUCUUGACUCAGUUUGUCUUUGAAAGGUUCAAGCCACCGGGUUUCAGUCUGAUAGAUUCUGCGCUGGCUGCCUGCUAUGCUUAUGGUACGAUCAAUGCUACUGUGGUUGACGUUGGCCAUGGCAAGGCAAAUGUUACCGCUGUUCUCGACUCGGUCGUUCAAGACCAUGGCCGAGGAAUUGCUCUGCAGGGCUGUGGAGGCGAGACUCUAACCGAUCGAUUGGAAGAGUUGCUGAAGCGUGAGGGCUUUACGAGAGAAAUGUGCGAGCAACUCAAACGCAGCAAUAUCACCGAGAUUCUCCCACCUGGAACCGCGUUGCCCGGGUCUAUCGCACCUACUACCCCGGACAUCAACCCGGCCUCUGCAGCGUCAACAGGCGCAACGGACGGAAACUCAGCAAAGGUGCCACGUGGCCCCGGACGUGGAACGCAGACUGAAACCAACGAGAAUGGUGACGAAGAUGAAGGCGUGCUUGAUGUUGCCGCAAUCGUCACGAGCGGCAAUACGAACGAGUUUCUCGCUAAACGCGAAAAGGAGAAAGUCACCUCAAAGAAAAACAGCGAACAGACAAACAAGGCGGCGCGUCUGCCGAAUUCGAAACGCGCAAAGGCAACCUUUCAGUUCGAGGAAUUUGUACGCAUCAACGACACUGCCCAGUAUAUGCGCCAAAGACGGGAGGUUGAGGUUGGCGUAGAGCGGUUCAUGCUGGCGACGGCGGGAAAGGAAAGAAAAGAGCGUGGCAGCAGUGGUAUUUUGGAGGAUCUCGCGGCCCAGAUUCAUCACACUAUUCUAUCUGUACCAGAUGCAGCUAAAAGAGCCGAUCUGUGGGAUAAUCUGAUUAUUAUCGGCAAUGGCAGCCGAAUCAGAGGAUUCGUUCCUGCGCUUCUGUCAACUAUCACCCAAAAAUAUAUCCUAUCCCCUUCAACAGGCAUCUUCACCUCCGAGCUGCCUUCUAACCUCUCCACGCCUCUAGCCACCGGUGGAACAAACACCCCAGCCAACCCGGGCCAGAACCCAGGUCCUCUCAACCACCCAGCUGCGCACGGCGUCAACCCACUCCUCGUUGCUGCAACGCACGCCAAUGCACCCACGCCGCCCACACCCAUGAAUGAUCCCAUGUAUAUGUCCAUGCACCGUUCAACAGGCCACUCACAGACCCCCACGGCCGUGAAAACCGUCAAGCCGCCAGACUAUUUCCCCGAAUGGAAGGACCAGGGGAGUACUAAUGCGCCGGGAGCGACUGGCGCCGGUGGAACGACUGCCGCAUCGAAUCCGACGGGUUCUCCGCGUCCUGGCAUGGAAGAAUCUGUCUUCCUCGGUGCUCAGAUCGCGGCUAAAAUGGUCUUUGUUAAUGACGGUCAAGGACAAUAUAAGGGCUAUCUUCCGCGGCCAGAGUAUAACGAGAGUGGCCCCUCAGCUAUCCAUGAGUUCGCGCUGGUCUAG
Talaromyces proteolyticus is the source of this 1986-nucleotide messenger RNA. Its product is annotated as actin-domain-containing protein. The record is from RefSeq and is a predicted model, not a curated record. The transcript is spliced from 3 exons. NCBI's taxonomy places the organism in Eukaryota, Fungi, Ascomycota, Eurotiomycetes, Eurotiales, Trichocomaceae. Bases 1 to 1986 code for a protein of 661 amino acids.